Molecule: messenger RNA, 2015 nt
Organism: Drosophila nasuta
Lineage: Eukaryota; Metazoa; Arthropoda; Insecta; Diptera; Drosophilidae
Product: toll-like receptor 3
Exons: 3
Coding region: 1-1899 (632 amino acids)
Cellular component (GO): plasma membrane
Molecular function (GO): protein binding
Source: RefSeq, a predicted model, not a curated record
AUGUUGACAGCUGUGCAAGAACGGUUGCUGCCGUUGAGGGGGGAGGAGACAGCGGCGGAGACGGAGGCGGAGACGAAAGAGGAGGCUUGCCUCAUACGUGCCACACUCUAUGUGACGCCACGCGAACUGCGUCAGCCGCAGGACUUCGGACUACCUCUGGACAUCAACUGCAACAACGUUAGCAGCAAUCUGACAUCGAGCUUUGAUCUCUCAUCGCAACGCGUGGCUGGCAAGCUGCAUGUGCUGCUCAAUGGCAGCCAGACGCCGCCACUGAACGUCUCCAGCUAUGGCCUGGAGUAUCUCGACAACUGUCGCCAGCUGCAGAGUCUGGAGAUUGAGCAUUUCGUUGGCGAUGCCAGUCUGCAAUUGAGCUGUGCUGGACAACAACUAAAAAACUUGAGUGCACUCUCCUUGAUCCACAACGAGCUGGGAACACUGAGCGCAAACACUUUUGAGUUAUUGCCACAGCUGGAGCAGCUGCGCAUCGAGCAGAAUUCCUUGCGGCUGGUUGAGCCCUUCACAAGCUGUGAGCAGCUGCUUAAAUUGAGUAUACGACAGGAGCGCCAGCUGGCAUUGCGUCAAAGCGACGUCCUAGAGCAGCUGCCACGUCUGCAGCACUUGGAGUUGAUACAACUUAAACUUAUAACCGCAGAGCUGCUUGAGACGCUGCCAGGAGAACUGCGGGAGCUGCAUGUGCAACAGACUCCAAUUGAACCGCCGCAACUAAGCAUUAACAAUGGCAGCGCACAGCUGAUCAACUUGACUUUGGUGCAGUGUCAAUUGAAGGCAUUUAAACUGCAGCUGGAACCGGAGGAGUCGCAGUUAUUGCACCUCAAUCUCAGCGGCAAUGUGUUGAGACAACUGGAGUUGGCCAGUGCGUCACUCAUCAGCCUCGAUCUCAGUGCCAACCAGUUGACCAUCCUGAACAGCGGCUGGUUCGCUCAGUUGCCACGUCUGCAGACGUUGCAAGUGCGAUCGAAUCGUAUGCACAGCAUUUCGCUGCAACAGCUGCUACAGCUGUCGCCGCAUAGCCUGCUCCAUUUGGACUUGAGCUCCAAUCUGCUGCUGCGGCUUCUGGACACGCAGCAUGCGCGUUGGGAUCAGACGCGACAGCUGCGCAUGCGCAUCGACGACAAUCCCUGGAGCUGUCAAUGGCUUUUGAGCUUCUCGCAUGCGCGUCCCGAGCUGUUUCGCCUCUUCACCUAUGCCAAAUACAUUUCCCAGAUCAAUGUGAAUGGCUUGAGUUGUCGGCCGCAGCUGGAGGAGGAAUCGAUUGAGUCGAAUGCAGACAUUGCUGCAAAUCACACCAAACAGUUGGAUGAGCAGGCGCAGCGUCAUGCUCAUCUAAAUGUCUCCAGUCACACGGUGCUCUAUGGCAAUCCCAUUCAGCAGUCGCAUAGCCAACGCUCCGAGGCUCUGAUCAUUGUCUUCAUGCUGCCGCUGGGCAUUGCGCUGCUCUUCCUGCUGCUCUAUAUGUAUCUGCAUUGCGAACGUCUCUUCCACUGGUCGUAUUACUCCAAUGGCAUGGGCUGCUUUGGUGGCAACAAAUCAACGCGCGGUCAGCGCUUUGUGGAUCACAUUGAUAUCGUGCGCUAUCCAGUGGCCAAUGGCAGCACUUGCGCCGAACUGGAAACGCAGCCCGAUGGCUAUGAGACGCCUCUCAGCAAUGCUGCUUCGAUUUGCAAUUGUGGUGGCCACAGACAAUCGACCUGCUCGAGAACCCAUCACGUCACCUAUGAAACAAUGCCCACCGAGCUGCCCUAUCAGCUGUAUGCCGAGAUCAAAGAGCAGGUCGAUGCAUCAGAAGUGCCGGACCAGAAGCUAGCUGACACGCCGGGAUCAACUGCGCCCAUCUAUGACCACUUGUCGUACGAGGAGGAGAAGCCGUUGGAGGUUUAAGCGGCGACGUUAAAGUAACAAUAAUAGGUUAACUCUAAAGAAGCAUGGUAACUGCAAAUCCUAAUUAUAUUGUGUAUAAUUUCAUUAGGCAUCUCUACUCUGCUUGGCAAGAAUUA